Molecule: messenger RNA, 915 nt
Organism: Emys orbicularis (European pond turtle)
Lineage: Eukaryota; Metazoa; Chordata; Testudines; Emydidae
Gene: GJD2
Product: gap junction protein delta 2
Exons: 2
Coding region: 1-915 (304 amino acids)
Biological process (GO): cell-cell signaling
Cellular component (GO): connexin complex
Molecular function (GO): gap junction channel activity
Source: RefSeq, a predicted model, not a curated record
AUGGGGGAAUGGACCAUCCUAGAGAGACUCCUGGAAGCUGCCGUGCAGCAGCACUCGACUAUGAUAGGGAGGAUCCUGCUGACCGUGGUGGUGAUCUUCAGGAUACUCAUUGUGGCCAUUGUAGGAGAAACGGUUUACGAUGAUGAACAAACGAUGUUUGUGUGCAACACGCUGCAGCCAGGCUGCAACCAGGCUUGUUACGACCAGGCAUUCCCUAUCUCUCAUAUCAGGUACUGGGUGUUCCAGAUCAUCAUGGUAUGCACUCCCAGCCUCUGCUUUAUAACGUACUCUGUUCACCAGUCUGCUAAGCAGAGGGAGAGGAGGUACUCCACCGUCUUCCUCGCCUUGGACAGAGAUCAGGACUCAAUGAAACGUGAGGACAGUAAGAAGAUCAAGAAUACCAUUGUCAAUGGAGUGCUGCAGAACACCGAGAACUCCACCAAGGAAGCAGAGCCAGACUGCUUGGAGGUGAAGGAAAUCCCCAACCCAGCCAUCAGAACUACAAAGUCGAAGAUGAGGCGGCAAGAAGGCAUCUCCAGAUUUUACAUCAUCCAGGUGGUUUUUCGAAAUGCCCUAGAGAUUGGGUUCUUAGUGGGACAAUAUUUCCUGUAUGGAUUCAAUGUCCCUUCCAUGUAUGAAUGUGAUAGAUACCCCUGCAUUAAGGAAGUGGAGUGCUAUGUGUCUAGACCCACUGAGAAGACUGUCUUCUUGGUAUUCAUGUUUGCAGUGAGUGGGAUUUGUGUGGUGCUCAAUUUGGCAGAACUGAACCACUUGGGCUGGAGAAAGAUUAAAAUGGCAGUGAGAGGAGUACAAGCAAAAAGGAAAUCCAUAUAUGAAAUCAGAAACAAGGACCUGCCAAGAAUGAGCGUGCCUAACUUUGGCAGGACUCAGUCAAGUGACUCAGCUUAUGUGUGA